Messenger RNA from Anastrepha obliqua, 1101 nucleotides. RefSeq lists its product as uncharacterized. The transcript is spliced from 2 exons. The coding region runs from base 121 to 651 and encodes 176 amino acids. NCBI's taxonomy places the organism in Eukaryota, Metazoa, Arthropoda, Insecta, Diptera, Tephritidae. The record is from RefSeq and is a predicted model, not a curated record.
UGUUACAACAAUCUUGUUGGAUAUAGUCCAGCAGAGUAGACCUGCAUACUCUGAGUCUUUUUGUUAUGCUGUGCAAAAGUGGUAUUAUGCAUUUGUUGCUGAAUUCGAAAAGUACCUACUAUGCCUAUACGCAGCAAACUUGUUUUUUCAAAAGCCAAGAAAACAUCAGCAAAAGUCAAUAAAAAUAAAACGAAUAAAUUUAUUUGUACUCUUAAAGGAGCGCGAACAAUGUCUAACCAAUGUAAAGAUUUGGAUAAACUCUCAACGGAUCGAAAAUGGGAUGAUGUAUUCCAUUGCCUUAAGAUUGAUGUUAACUCAACCAUAGAGCUUGGUAAUCUUAAAGUAUCACAAAUUGGCGAGCAGUCCGAUAAGUGGUUGGACGACUACAAAGCGACAAUGAAUUCGUUGGAAGUGAUUUUAGCAAUUAUUCUGCUGUUUGACCAAAUAUUCUAUAUUCUUUUAGUUUGGUACUUAAUAUGUUUUGCAAUAAAAUUAAUACGUUAUCGGGGGCUGAGGACGUUAUGCCAGUUGACUAAAAGGUUUUAUUCACUGGAAAAGAAAAUCAAAAAUCAAAAUAAAAGUAAACCGCUUAUGACCAGAAAGAAAACUAUUACAUUCGCAAAAGGUGCGUUCGACAACUCUAAAUAUUAAUCAACUAAAUUGGGGCUAUAGCCCAGAUUGUUAAUUUUCGAAAACUUGUGUCCUGUAUAUUAUUUUUGUGAAAUGUUCAAAUUAACGAAUAAAACUAUACCAAUCCGCGGCGAUGGAAAGGCCGAAUGAAAAUGAAAAACAGCAGCACCCCUCCACACACUAGUUGUGCGAAAAUUGCCAACACCUAAAACAUCCUUCAUCAUUUUUUAGGAAGUGCUGUGUAGUGGCACCCUUUGGCGUAAUACAAAUCUGUUUCGGAGGUGUGCCAUCUCCGAACUAAAAAAAAUAUUCACCAAACUUAACGAUGAUCUAUCUCCCGUUUCCACGACAGUCGGUUCUACGUUACCGAAACGACCCGGAUUUAUAUCCGGCCAAGGACUGUCACUCCAGCAGCAUUCCCCGUAUGUAAAUAUGGGGAAUGUUUAUGCUGCUACAACAACAACAACAACA